AUGGCCCAAAGAAAGGCAGCAGAUCAAGGGGAAAUGAGGCAGGGAAGAGAAAGAUCAGCCAUACUGUCUGAUAUGCCUGUGCCCAUCACUUUCAAGAUGAAGUCAAAAAGGAAUAAGAGACGAAAAAUUGAGGAGGAGGAAGGCGAAAAGAAACAAAUAGAAGGACUAGAAGAAGAAAAGCAAGAACAGAAGGGAGACGAAGACCAAAACCAAGCCAAAGAAGACGGAAGAGAGGACAAAGACGGAUAAGGAGAAGAAGAGACAUAG
Molecule: messenger RNA, 267 nt
Organism: Echinops telfairi (small Madagascar hedgehog)
Lineage: Eukaryota; Metazoa; Chordata; Mammalia; Afrosoricida; Tenrecidae
Gene: HMGN5
Product: high mobility group nucleosome binding domain 5
Cellular component (GO): nucleus; chromatin
Molecular function (GO): nucleosomal DNA binding
Source: RefSeq, a predicted model, not a curated record